Molecule: messenger RNA, 1140 nt
Organism: Vollenhovia emeryi
Lineage: Eukaryota; Metazoa; Arthropoda; Insecta; Hymenoptera; Formicidae
Exons: 1
Coding region: 1-1140 (379 amino acids)
Source: RefSeq, a predicted model, not a curated record
AUGCAUAAAAAGGGCACACAGAAAGCAGUAAUAGAAGAUCCUACCCUUUUGAGAAAUUUCUUAAAUUAUAAUAAUGAUAUUCAAUUGCACAAUGUUUCUGAAACAGGUUUAAAAGAGGAAUGUGUUUUUCACGAUAUACCUUCUUAUCAUAUGACUGAAAAUUAUAGCGUAGAUGAGUUGCAUGAUGGUCGAGAGGGCUUGUGCAAUGUUGAUAUGAUUCACAUUUUAAGAAAUCUCAUUGAUGGCAAGUACAAAUGUUUUAAUCUUGAGUUUUUGAACAAUAGGAUGCUUAUGUUUGAUUAUGGAUCAAAACAGUCAUCAAAUAAACCGCCAUGUAUAUCUACCGACCAUCUAAAGAAAAAAAAAUUAAAAAUGACUGGCUCGGAAAUAUUGUGUUUUGUAAGACUUUUUGGAGUCAUUGUGGGCGAUUUAGUUUACGAGGAUAACCCAUACUGGCAACUUUAUUUACUAAUGCGUCAAAUACUUGAUAUCAUACUUGCAAAAAGGUUGUCAAAAGGUUCUAUUUCUCGUUUAAAAAUUUUAAUACAAGAGCAUCACGAACUUUUUAUUUCUUUAACGGGAGAAAAUUUAACUCCAAAAAUGCAUAUUCUUACUCACUACCCGAGAAUUAUUGAACAAAGUGGCCCAACUUCUCAUUUAUCGACCAUUCGAAAUGAAGCCAAGCAUAGAGAUUUUACCCAAGCUGCUGCAGCUAAUAUGUCUCGUUUGAAUAUAGCUCAUUCGCUUGCUAUAAAACACCAGAUGGGUAUGUGUUAUCGAUUUUUAUCAAAAGAAGGUUUAACACCUGACAUGCAAACUGGUCCAGGUCACAUUAUAACAUUACAUAACAUGUUACCAUUUAUUCAGGCUGUUCCACGUGAACUCAGAGAUACUGAAUGCAUGACUUUUAAAUGGAUUGACUAUAAGGGAACUACCUAUAAGUUAGGAAUGGUUGUAGCAAUAGGUGCUCAGGAUUUAUGUCCACUGUUCGGAGAAGUGGUCAAUAUCAUUGUGAAUGAUCAUGAUGUUUGCCCACUUCUUAUUUGCACUGUACUUUUAAAUAUCGGGUUGUCUGAACAUGUGUUAGGUUAUGAAGUUGAACCCACAAAAGAUUGGAUAUGCAUUAAGAUUGUGACGUGA